This is a messenger RNA of Bolinopsis microptera, 2209 nucleotides long. Its product is annotated as WD repeat-containing protein 93-like. The transcript is spliced from 14 exons. Gene Ontology annotation, molecular function: protein binding. The coding region runs from base 1 to 1800 and encodes 599 amino acids. Lineage: Eukaryota; Metazoa; Ctenophora; Tentaculata; Lobata; Bolinopsidae. The record is from RefSeq and is a predicted model, not a curated record.
AUGGGUAUAUUGAGACCAUUUUACGUGGACUCCCCCUCUACAUGGGACGACCAGGACGAUGGGCUUGACUUUUCUUCAGAUCCAGACCAGCGCCACGCCAAACUGCCACAACCCUUCAGGCUUGUCAACAAGAUCCUGGAUUGUUUGUUUGAGGAUACUUGGGCUUCUAUAACUGCCAGACAAGCUUUGAAGGAAAGCCAGGCCAACUUUAGUCAACUACCAAAUCUAGAGGGAGGAAUCAAAGUGAGCCUACCGUACAAGCUCCACAACGUCUGUUCCACCCCAGACAACGAACUGGUGAUCGGAGUUGGAGAGGGUGGUUUACUUGCUUUCUCACACGAUGACGUCACCAGACCCAUCUUCAAAUUCAACAUUGACGGGGGAUACCUGAAGGCUAAUGUGACGAGUGGACCUGAGGAGGGUACUUAUGUUGUUGCUGCACUUGACGAAAAAGGUGUGAUUACCUUGUUCGGAAUAACAAGAGCUGGAUUUAUCGAAGUUUCUCAGCUAAGUAAUGAGGGAGAUGAGAAAGUUUUGCACUUUUGGCUGAAUGGAAGUAACCUUGCUCUCUCUGUUGGUGGGGAGAAGAACAGCUGCAGCAUAUUAUUCUAUCUACUUCCUAUAACAAGCUGGUCAGAACCAUUCGAACAGAUCAGUUCACAGAGACUCCAAGGCAGUGACGAAGACAAUUCCCAAUUUACCGCCCCAGAACUAAAAGGACGAGUCAGUAGCCCAAGUUCAGUGUCACCAUGCGCCAAGAACAACCUAUCUGAAGCAAUCACUCCUAUAAUGAAUACUAUCACUAACCCUGUAAGACUGGGUCAAGGAACUCAUCAUAUCUUGCCUUCCUCUUAUUUCGAGAAUCGGAGGGCCAUGUUGGAGAAAUUACCCAAGUACAAGGACGUGGAUUGGUCAACAGUAGAUAGCAGCGUGAUCCGGGUAGGACAUGUGGUGUUUGUGCAGGAUAACAAAGUUAUGGUGUGGUGGACAAACCACCACAUUGCUACCCUACACUCUCUAGCGACUGAUGUGGAAACAGUGGUCGAUAGUUUCAUAUAUUGUUCAGACAUAACAUCUGCAGCUUCUAGUUGCAAUGGUGAUAAGGUCGCUAUAGGUCUACAAAAGGGAUUGACAUCUGUUAUUGAUAUGAAGGAAUGCCUGACUGUGCAAUGUUCUCUGGUGUCCAGAUCUCCUGUAAAUCACGUGGUCUUUGUCGAGGACAAACUUCUUGCGGCUUGUCAGGACGGAGCCGUAGCGGUCCUGAGCUGCGACGUUGAGAAUAGCUGUGCCAGGAUUCAGCACAUCAGGACAGACAACAAGGCUCUCUCUGUCUCCCAGAUCUACCCUCUUCCUCCUUUCUCAAACUUAGCAGUGGUGACAUUGUGCCCUGGAAAGGUUGCCGUGAUUGAUGUAGAUAGUUACCGAGCUAUCGCAAUUGUUCCAGCUUGGACUGACUCUGUUCCAAUUUGUGCGAGUUUAACAAAGAAGUACUUGUGUGUCAUAUCGUUGGAUACAGUGCUUCUGUCCGCAAAAAUACGAGCUCUACACAAAAACGCUGACUGUUAUCUGCAGAAUGUUUCUGACAAUGUACCAGAGGUAUCGGAGUUAUUCGUGUACGAAGUGAGCGAUAACAGCGAGAUAAUAGAGCGAGGUUACGUGAACACUGGUGAAAACAAGCAGUCAACUCUCUCUGGACUCUGUCAAAGCUACAUUGCUGACAGAGAAAGCAAGAAAUGUGCACGACACGAGCGACUCCGUGAGAGGUGGUUCCAGUAUACUGAAGAACUGGAGACCUACUAAAGUUAAACUCACACACCUAAAGUAAAGCUCAUAAACCACAGCACUGGAUUCAUAAUUUAUUACGUUAUUAUAGGAAGCUGAACUGGAACUAUAUUAUGGGUUGUAUAUUUAAAAUAAAUCUCAAUCUAAAAUGUACAUGUUUGAUAUUAACAAUUCUGUAUCAACUUUUCAACUUCAACAUUAUAAUAAUUUCAACAAUGCAGCAGGGGUUAGACCAACACUUGUUUUAGGUUAAACUUUAUAUAUAUUAUUGAGCUGCUGUCGCGAGUUUUCCCAAAUGAUAAUAUUUGUUAACGGUACUGUUUGUAUAGUAUGUGUAUAUAAAGCUUUUAUUUUUGUACAAACUUUGAAGAUGUACAAAAACUCUUUAAUCAAGGAGUUUUAUUAGGUAUAAAACCUUUCGGCAAUC